Messenger RNA from Phalaenopsis equestris, 1263 nucleotides. RefSeq lists its product as uncharacterized. The record is from RefSeq and is a predicted model, not a curated record. NCBI's taxonomy places the organism in Eukaryota, Viridiplantae, Streptophyta, Magnoliopsida, Asparagales, Orchidaceae. Gene Ontology annotation, cellular component: nucleus. The coding region runs from base 71 to 1114 and encodes 347 amino acids. Gene Ontology annotation, biological process: regulation of cell cycle. The transcript is spliced from 4 exons.
UUUCUUCCUAACGCGCACCCCGCACCCCGCACCCCGCACUCACGAAUCUCGUUGAGCUCCCUGAGGAGAAAUGUCGGCGAGGGGAGCGAGGAAGGCGCGUCUAUCUCGAGCCCUGGAUUCUCACGUCAGAAACAUCGAAGAGACGUUCCAGAUACUGGAUAAACCCGCUGCCUCUUCUCUCGACAAAGUGGAGUGGUCGCAAGUCAUCAAGCUGGGGGAUGAAGUAUCCAAGCAAGCUACUAUCGUCGGGAUGCUUUGGAGCAGAGAAGAUCCAGAAAUCAAACAGCUGAAGGAGAGCAUGGAAGCAUAUUUCAAUGUGCUUCAAGGCUUUGUUUUGCUCUGUCAUGGUAGCACAGUGGGUGCUGGCGCAAUCCUUCAUGCAACUAUCCGUGCUUCUGCAAGACAAGUCAUUGAUAGUAGCCUCACACUGUUAAAGCAAGCUGUCGCCUUUACAUCAAACAAAUCAACCAAGAGCUCAUCCAUCUCUCAGCUAUCUGGUUCUGUCUGGGAAGCAUCUGCCAAUCUGAAGAAAACCCCCACUUCCAACAGCACUGCCAUUGGCCGCACCAUAACCCACAUCGCUGUCUCAGUUAAAGAUAUUCUCCGCGAAAUGAAUGAGCUCAAGCCUGCAGCCACCAACGUCUCAACUGACACUUCACCUGGAGAUGACGAAGAUGAAGAAGAUGAAUUUGGCAGUGAUCUUUCCCCCGAAGAGAUGUUCGUCACCCAAUUAACAGCCAAAGCUGUUUCAGACGCGCUCGCGGUCUUGAAGGAGGUCAUCAGAUUUGUUUCUGUGCUGCAUAAGAGAUCAAAUGAGGAGAAUAUGGGACUUGUGAAUGAUUUGGAGAGAUUGCUGAGCUGCUGUGAAGAAAUUGGGAACCAGGCUAAUGAGUUGGGUGCUUCAGUUUACCCGCCACAAGAGAUUUCUGUGCUGAAAUCAACGGCUAAGAAGAUGUAUGUUGUUAUGGAUGAGAUACAGAAAGUUGUUGAGGCAGUUGGAGGUUCAGAUGAGAGAUUUUUGGCAUCAAUUGAAGGUUUGCGGAGUUCUUUGAGGAAAAUGGAGUCUGGUUCUUGUGGGGAUGUGAUUAGUGAGAUGGGCAGGCUUUCUUUGUAAUAUGUGAAGUCUCAUGUUUUUGUGCAAAACUUGAACUGAUGAAGUUAUGUGAGUUGUGUAAGUCUUGUCAUAUGAAUUUUGGUAGGCUGAUGUUGUAACAUUACAAAAUGUAAAGGUUAAAUGGUUAAUUGAGAGCAUAAAUUUUAAAC